CCCGCAUUCGUUUCGCUCACUUCUCAACACCACAACCACCUCCACCACACUCAUCACCACACAUCCACUUUCAGCCAACCAACUCUCGUUCACGACACCUACCAGCCGUCGUUACUAUCGUUACGCAAAAAUGUCAGCUAUCGCUAAGCGUGUGACCGCGUUCAUCCAGAGCCGUCCGGCUCUCGAUAACAUGAUGAAGCCGAUCGCGAACAAGUACAUGGAUCUUGCGGGAUACCGUAAGCUCGGACUUCUCUACGACGACAUCCUCGCCGAGGAGAACCCGAUUGUGCAGAAGGCCCUGAAGCGCCUGCCGCCCCGUCUCGCCUACGACCGCAUGUUCCGUCACCGCCGCGCCAUGCAGUGCUCGCUCUCCCACCAGCUGCUGCCACUGAACGAGCAGACAAAGCCUGAGCAGGACAUCAACUACCUCCGGCCGUACAUUGAGGAGAUCGAGCGCGAGAUGGCUGAGCGCAAGGAGUUAGACUCUUUGACCAAGAGCAAAUAAGCCAAAACAAAGCCCAUGCGUUUGAGUCAAAGAGGAAAGAAUACGGAGGGAGGAGGGGGAGGUGCUGCGGUUGCUCAAGAUAUUGCGAUAUACCCAUGUUGCCGUAUCCUGGUGCAAACUGCUGCCCACGGCUUUGCUGUUGCUGUUGCUUCUGCUAUUGUCAUUGCGAAGUCUUCAUGAUGAGUGUGAUUUUUUUCCUUCUUUUCUGUGGUUGGAGGAUCCUCCUCCUGUUCGAUCCAAAUAGAGUACAUCGUUUCCGCGCGGCAUUGGUGGAGCAAAAAAAAGCGGGGAUUGUAGAUGACUGCUGGGAAUGCAAAAUCUCAUUCAUUUCUUACUCACUUGCUCACGGAUGGGUGAAGUUCACGA
This is a messenger RNA of Tricharina praecox, 871 nucleotides long. RefSeq names its product cytochrome b-c1 complex subunit 7. The record is from RefSeq and is a predicted model, not a curated record. The coding region runs from base 131 to 505 and encodes 124 amino acids. The transcript is spliced from 3 exons. Gene Ontology annotation, biological process: mitochondrial electron transport, ubiquinol to cytochrome c. Lineage: Eukaryota; Fungi; Ascomycota; Pezizomycetes; Pezizales; Pyronemataceae.